This is a messenger RNA of Cryptomeria japonica (Japanese cedar), 3321 nucleotides long. Its product is annotated as chaperone protein ClpB1. Gene Ontology annotation, molecular function: ATP binding; ATP hydrolysis activity. The record is from RefSeq and is a predicted model, not a curated record. Gene Ontology annotation, cellular component: cytoplasm. Gene Ontology annotation, biological process: cellular response to heat. Lineage: Eukaryota; Viridiplantae; Streptophyta; Pinopsida; Cupressales; Cupressaceae. Bases 304 to 3051 code for a protein of 915 amino acids. The transcript has 10 exons.
UUGUAUGAAUUGUUGAAGAAAAUAUAAGUUGAUAGUUUUAUGAAUUUUAAAAUAUAAGUUGAUAGUUUUAUGAAUUUUAAAAUAUAAGUUGAUAGUUUUAUUAAUUUUAAAAUCGAAAGAUGUGCAGCUAUUUCGAAGAAGCAUCAUAAGUUGUGCAAAAUGUGAGGAAAGUGUUCUUCGGCAUCAAUCUCGUGUGGAAGUGGGAGGAAAGUGUGCUUUCUCGUUUUAUUCCCUCGAUAAUUAGAGGGACAGUCGUUUCCAGGCUACAAAUUUCUCUUUACAAAUAAGAGAGGAGUUUGCUGAAUGGCGGCGUCAUCGAAAAUGAAUCCGGAAGAGCAUACAAAUAAAACUAACGAAGCUCUAGCAUCAGGUUUAAAGCAUGCUCAAGAAUCUGGUCAUGGACAAUUAACUCCCUUUCACUUGGCCAUUGCUCUUGCAGAGGAUGCUUCUGGACUACUGCAACAGGCGAUUUCGUCUACUGGAACUGGAGAUCAAUCAGUGGAAUCCGUUAAGAGGGUCCUGCGCCAGUACCUGGAAAAUAUGCCGUCCCAAAACCCUGCUGCAGACGACAUUACUACCAGCACUGCUUUAAUUAAAUGCAUAAAGCGCACUCAAUCGGUACAAAAGAAGAAAGGAGACACCCUUUUGGGCAUAGAUCAUCUUAUACUUGGAUUGUUGCAGGAUUCACAAAUUGUGGAAAGCUUUGAAGAAGCAGGCGUGAGCGCUUUGACGAUUAAAUCUGAAGUUGAGAAGCUAUGGGAACAGGGUAAGAAGGUGGAGACUGUCUCUGGUGAUACCGAUUUCCGGGCCCUGAAGUUAUAUGGUCGCGACCUUGUGGAAGAAGCUGGGAAGCUUGACCCAGUUAUUGGCAGAGAUGAAGAAAUCAAGAGAAUCAUCACAAUUCUGUGUCGGAGGACGAAGAGCAAUCCCGUGCUAAUUGGAGAGCCUGGUGUUGGAAAGACUGCUGUGGUGGAGGGACUCGCUCAAAGAAUUGUUAGAGGAGAUGUGCCAAGCAAUUUGCUUGAAGCUAGAUUGAUAGCAUUGGAUAUGGGAGCCCUAGUGGCUGGAACGACGUACAGGGGUGAUUUUGAAGAGCGACUUAAAUCUGUAUUGGAGGAGGUAGAAAAAUCACAAGGAAGAGUCAUCCUAUUUAUUGAUGAAUUACAUUUGGUUGUUGGUGCUGGGUGCUGUGAGGGUUCAAUGGAUGCUGCUAAUUUAUUUAAACCAAUGCUUGCUCGUGGACAACUGAAGUGUGUGGGAGCAACUACAUUAGAUGACUUCAGAAAAUAUGUGGAGAAAGAUGCUGCAUUCGAGCGUCGAUUCCAGCAGGUGUACUUGGCUGAACCCAGUGUGGCUGAUACCAUCAACAUUUUACGUGGUUUGAGAGAAAAGUACGAAGGACACCAUGGUGUGAGGAUCAUGGACAGAGCAAUAGUGGUUGCUGCCCAAUUAUCCAGUCGUUAUAUAACUGAUCGGCAUCUUCCGGACAAAGCAAUUGAUCUAAUUGAUGAGGCAUGUGCAAAUGUGAAAGUACAAUUAGAUAGUCACCCUGAAGAAAUUGAUGCACUUGAAAGGAAUAAAAUUCAACUAGAAGUUGAGCUGCAUGCUCUUGAAAAGGAGAAAGACGAAGCAAGCAAGGCUCGGCUGUCGGAGGCUCACAAAGAGGUUGGUGAUUUGAGAGAUAAGAUGCUCCCUCUUAAAAUGAAAUUCCGGAAAGAAAAAGAGAGAGUGGAUGAAAUCCGUCGAUUGAAGCAAGAGCGUGAAGAAUUGUUGUAUACUCUGCAGGAGGCAGAGCGUAGGAUGGAUCUAGCAAGAGUCGCCGAUGUAAAAUAUGGGGAUCUUCAAAAGAUAGGUGGAGCAAUUGCUCAACAUGAAACUAAUAUUGGAGGAAAUUUAAUGUUAACAGAGGUUGUAGGACCUGAUCAAAUUGCAGAGGUGGUGAGUCGUUGGACUGGUAUUCCUGUUACCAGGCUUGGCCAAAAUGAGAAGGAGAGGCUGUUAGGUUUGGCUGAAAGGUUGCAUAAAAGAGUUGUUGGGCAAGACGAAGCAGUUAAGGCAGUUGCAGAUGCUGUGCUUAGAUCAAGGGCAGGACUAGGUAGACAACAUCGACCUACUGGAUCCUUUCUAUUCUUGGGACCCACUGGAGUUGGUAAAACAGAGCUUGCAAAGGCUCUUGCAGAACAACUGUUUGAUGAUGAAAACCUGCUAGUCCGGAUUGAUAUGUCUGAAUACAUGGAGCGGCAUUCAGUUUCUAGGCUCAUCGGUGCUCCACCUGGAUAUAUUGGUUAUGAAGAAGGUGGACAACUGACUAAUGCAGUUAGAAGACGGCCAUAUAGUGUUGUUCUCUUUGAUGAAGUUGAGAAGGCACAUGUAUCUGUAUUCAACACCUUGCUUCAGAUGCUUGAUGAUGGUAGAUUGACGGAUGGACAUGGUCGGACGGUUAACUUCUCCAACACAGUCAUUAUCAUGACAUCCAACCUCGGAGCAGAGCACUUGCUUGCAGGACUCUCUGGAGUCACGUCCAUACAAGUUGCGCAAGAGAGAGUAAUGCAAGAAGUGAGAGAGCAUUUCAGGCCAGAGCUAUUAAAUAGACUUGAUGAGAUAGUUGUAUUUGAUCCUCUUAAAAAUGAGGAGCUGAGGAAAGUUGCUAGAUUGCUGCUGACAGAUGUUGUUGUUCGGCUUACAGAGAGGGGAGUGAGUUUGGCAAUUACUGAUGCAGCUUUAGACCUUGUCCUUGUGGAAGCCUAUGAUCCUGUUUAUGGUGCUAGACCCUUAAGACGCUGGCUGGAAAAGAAUGUUGUGACCCGACUGUCUCGAAUGCUAAUCAGUGGAGAAAUUGAUGAAAACAGUGCUGUUAACAUAGAUGCUGUGUCUGGGCAGUCAAAGUUAUCCUAUCAUGUCGAGAGGAAUGGAAGGCUAGUUACUGAGCUAAAAUCAGAUGCCUUAACAGAAAUUCCUGCUAGUACAGUAAAAUCUGAUGCAUUUCAGGCUGUGAUGAAAAUUAGAAUUGAAGAAAUAGACGACGAUGAAAUAAUAGAAGAAACGAUGUGAUGUGCUUAAUCUUCCCACUAAGUUGUGACAUCAUAUCUAGUACAAAUUUUGUGAGGACGGGCUAAACCUGAUCAAUAGCAUGGUUUUGAUGUGGAACAUUCGCUGUAAUAGUUUCCUCCCACGUUCAGUUGGUUGAGUGGUCUCUAAUUAUUUCACUCUAUAAAGCCAUAAAGUACAUGGCAAUGAAACCCUAGAUAGCAUAUUGGAAUAUGUAGGACCCAAAAAAUUUCAUAAAUAAAAAUGGGAGUUUCAGAAUAAAACCAUCCAUUA